This is a messenger RNA of Terrapene triunguis (Three-toed box turtle), 1418 nucleotides long. RefSeq names its product cytochrome P450 4V2-like. The record is from RefSeq and is a predicted model, not a curated record. NCBI's taxonomy places the organism in Eukaryota, Metazoa, Chordata, Testudines, Emydidae. Bases 1 to 1311 code for a protein of 436 amino acids. Gene Ontology annotation, molecular function: heme binding; iron ion binding; monooxygenase activity. The transcript has 9 exons.
AUGGCACGACACCAUUGUCACAGUCAACUGAUGGACCCUGGGUCUCAACCGCUUCUUAGUGGGAGAUCAACAGGAUCUGCUGAUGCUGAAGAGAGGCCUGGCUCUGCGAUCAUGGAAGGCACUGGAGAUAAGUGGCGUUCCAGAAGGAAAAUGAUAACUCCCACGUUCCACUUCACAAUCUUAGCUGAUUUUCUAGAAGUUAUGAAUGAACAAGCCAAUAUUUUGGUUGAUAAUCUUGAAAAGCACGUUGACAAAGAGCCCUUUGAUUGCUUUCUAGACAUCGCUCUCUGUGCCCUGGAUAUAAUCUGUGAAACUGCGAUGGGCAAGAAUGUCGGUGCGCAGAACAAUAGGGAUUCUGAAUAUGUCCAUGCUAUUUAUAAGAUGAGUGACCUCAUUCAUCAUAGACAGAAGUCUCCUUGGCUUUGGUCUAACUUGAUGUACCCUAUGUUCCAAGAAGGAAGGGAACAUACUAGAAGCCUCAAGAUCCUUCACAGUUUUACUGACAAUGUUAUUGCAGAAAAAGCCCGUGAAGUAGAGAAUGACACACAACAGAAAGAUGACUUUGAUGACAACUGCGAACAAAGUGUGCCCAAAAGGAGAAGGGCUUUUCUUGAUAUGCUUCUCAGUACAACUGAUGAUGAAGGGAACAAACUGAGCUACAUGGAUAUUCGAGAGGAAGUGGAUACUUUCAUGUUUGAGGGACAUGAUACAACAGCUGCUGCUAUGAACUGGGCCAUCUACUUACUUGGAUGCCAUCCUGAAGCCCAGAAGAAAGUUCACAGAGAAUUGGAUGAAGUGUUUGGGAACUGUGACCGUCCUGUCACAAUGGAUGACUUGAAGAAGCUCCGAUAUCUUGAGUGUGUUGUUAAAGAAGCCCUUCGUCUCUUCCCUUCUGUUCCAUUCUUUGCCCGCAAGACAAGUGAAGAUUGCCAUAUUAGAGGAUUUAAGAUACCAAAAGCAACAGAGGUAAUUGUGGUUCCUUAUGUGCUGCACAGAGAACCGGAGAUUUUUCCAGACCCAGAAGAAUUUAGACCUGAGCGAUUCUUCCCUGAGAAUUCUAAGGGAAGGCACCCAUAUGCAUAUGUGCCCUUCUCUGCUGGACCCAGAAACUGUAUUGGCCAGCGCUUUGCACAGAUGGAAGAGAAAGCUGUUCUAGCCAUCAUCCUACGACGCUUUUGGGUGGAAACUAGUCAAGAGCGAGAAGGGCUUGGCCUCGUGGGAGAACUAAUACUUCGCCCAAAUAAGGGCAUCUGGAUCCAACUGAAAAGAAGAGAGUGUGUGUCAGAAGAAGAAAGCUCUCAAGGAUUUUAGAUCUUAAAAUGUGCUAUAAUAAUCUCAGCUAGCAGUUGAUUCUCAUUGAGAUUUAUGUAAAUCUCUGCAUUUUAAAUGAUUGUAACCAUUUAUAAAGGAACUCAGUA